AUGCAACCACCAAGGCCCCACACUACCGCCACUAAGCAUCAAGAACCUGAAUUUGGGCUGAAGCGAGGUCAGAAGCAAUCUAUCGUGGUCUUUGGACUCUUCUAUAUUACCCGAGGGCUCGAUCGGCACGCUACGUCCGCAGAAGAAGAGACACUACGGCACAAGAUGGACGAGAGCGAGGAUCACUACGACUUGGGGGACCUCAUGGCGAUACCCGACGACUACUACCCGCCUCCGGUUCCGCCUACGCAGGAGCUGUACAGGAUGAAGAACGGCAAGGACAUUACGCUGCACCUGGUCGGCGCGAGCCAUACCGAGGCGCACCUGCUGUGGAACGGAGCCAAGCUCGUCUCGGACUACCUGGAGGCGCAGCCGGAGCGCGUCCGCGGGCGGACGGUGCUGGAGCUCGGGGCGGCGGCGGGGCUCCCGUCGCUGGUGGCGGCGCUGCUGGGCGCGACCAAGGUGGUCAUGACGGAUUUUUCGGACCCCGCGCUCAUCGCCAACAUGCAGAAGAACAUUGAUGCGUGCGACGAGACGACGGCGCCGCGGGGCCGCAUCGCGGCCGCGGUGGACGCGGCGCCCUUUAUCUGGGGCGAGGACGUGGAGCCGCUGCUGGCGCUGCUGCCCGGCGCGCCGGAGGAGCAGCGGCUCUUCGACGUGCUGAUCCUGGCGGACCUGGUGUUCCGGCACAAGCAGCACGGCAACAUGGUCAAGACGAUCAAGGAGACGAUGGCCAAGGACGGCGUCGCGUACGUCUUCUUCACGUCGUACCGCCCGUGGAAGCGCGACCUGGACAUGGCGUUUUUUGACGUGGCGAGGGAGGCUGGCCUCGCGGUGACGCGCGUCGAGGAGACGAUGCUCGAGAAACCCAUGUUUGACAACGACCCGGGCGAUGUGGACAUUCAGAAGACUGUGAAUGGGUUCGAGCUGCGGUGGGCGUGA
Molecule: messenger RNA, 942 nt
Organism: Cordyceps militaris CM01
Lineage: Eukaryota; Fungi; Ascomycota; Sordariomycetes; Hypocreales; Cordycipitaceae
Product: nicotinamide N-methyltransferase Nnt1
Exons: 3
Coding region: 1-942 (313 amino acids)
Biological process (GO): peptidyl-lysine dimethylation
Molecular function (GO): protein-lysine N-methyltransferase activity
Source: RefSeq, a predicted model, not a curated record